Molecule: messenger RNA, 375 nt
Organism: Candida tropicalis MYA-3404
Lineage: Eukaryota; Fungi; Ascomycota; Pichiomycetes; Serinales; Debaryomycetaceae
Exons: 1
Coding region: 1-375 (124 amino acids)
Source: RefSeq, a predicted model, not a curated record
AUGUCGCACUGUGACGACCAUAGGAAACAGAAAUAUGAAUGCUACUUUUUCCAAGAACAUCCAAAUGUUCCUCAAAUUUGGAACAUACAGAUCUAUGGAUCUAUGGAAAGGACAUUUAUGUCUAUGGAUGUAUGGACGGAAUAUUCGAAUAUACGGAUAUAUGGAGGGAAAAUUUGUACAUACAAAUGCGCACCAAAUCAGGAACAUACAAAUCAAUGGUUUAAUGGAUGGAACAUUGUGAUGCACAGAUAUAUGGCGCAAUCACUAGAACAUAUAGAUGUACAACAAAAAGUGACAUUGAAAAAUAUGGUUUCAAGGAUGGAAUAUUUGAAUAUACAUAUAUAUGGUUUCACUUUUUGGAAUGUAGAUUUAUAA